This is a messenger RNA of Prorocentrum cordatum, 962 nucleotides long. Lineage: Eukaryota; Dinophyceae; Prorocentrales; Prorocentraceae. The record is from the annotation of a GenBank genome assembly.
GAGGCACCGCUCUCGGCUUGAGCUUCGAGGAGUGGGGUGACGGCUACGAGGAGAUCCGGUCAGGUCUGGCCGAGGAUGUGGCGAAGCUGACCGCCGCCUUUCAGCAGGCGAUGCUCAAGCAGAGUGCCGACGAGAAGUUCGAGGUCGUCGAGGCCGAGGCCAUCAAGGUGCCUCCCUGCGAGCCGGCCUGGGCAUCGCUGGCCAGGCCCUCGACGGUUGGGGCGAGACCGGUGGUGGUGACGCUGGCGGCGACUCUCAAGAUGCUGACGCCGACCAUGCUGCUGGAGGUGGUCAUCGAGACGCUGGUGGGGAUCGACCGGCUGGUGGUCAUCUUCCUGCAGUUUCUGAUCCACCAGUUCAACCGCCGUUGGCUGCAGAGAGGACCGAGCUUCAGGGAGGUGCCGAGUCUCGGGGAGGCGCUGCGCGUCAAGGCGUUGCUGCUGUUCAGCUUCUUGGCGGUGCUGCCCUUCAGCCUCCUGGAGGUGACUUGGGUCAUCGCGGAGGUGAGCUGGGUCAUCAUGAAGGUGCGCUGGGUCAACAGGGAGGUCCGUUGGAUCAGCACGGAGGUGAGCUGGGCCAUCAUGGAGUGGACCUGGCGGCUCACCAUGGAGGUGAUCUGGUUCAACACGGAGGUGAGCCGGGUCACCGCGGAGGCGAGCUGGGUCACCUUGGCGGCGAGUUGGGCUGCCCUGGAGGUGAUCUGGAGCAUCGUGGCGGCGAUCUGGGUCAGCACGGGGGUGAGUUGGGUCAACACGGAGGUGAGUUGGGUCAUCGUGGAGGUGAGCUUGUCCACCAUGGAGGUGAUCUGGUUCAACGUGGAGGUGAUCUGGUUCAACGUGGAGGUGAGUUGGGUCACCACGGAGGUGAGCUGGGUCACCACGGAGGCGAUCUUCGCGUGGGUGGCGACCUUCGAGCCGCUAGAGGUGAUCUUCCUGAUGGUGGUGACCUCGGAGCUGAUCGAC